This is a messenger RNA of Apis laboriosa (Himalayan honeybee), 438 nucleotides long. RefSeq lists its product as uncharacterized. Gene Ontology annotation, biological process: angiotensin-activated signaling pathway. The transcript is spliced from 5 exons. Lineage: Eukaryota; Metazoa; Arthropoda; Insecta; Hymenoptera; Apidae. Gene Ontology annotation, cellular component: plasma membrane. The record is from RefSeq and is a predicted model, not a curated record. The coding region runs from base 1 to 438 and encodes 145 amino acids.
AUGCCGGAUAUGUCUAGUAUAUCCCAUUAUCCCUUAAAGGUGAUAUUUGCAAUUCAUUUAGUCCUAGUAACAUGGGGCAUUCAGGGACAUUGGUGUCCAAAAUCUGUAAUGUUUUACAAUUUCCUUUUCUUCGUCUGCUUAUUGUGGGCUAUUCACAAUAUUGAAUCAGAUGAACCUCUACAAUUUCAUAUAUCUUCUACGAAUAGGCCAAGCAAGAGGUGGAUGUUUAGCCACAAUGUUCACUACAAAUCCUGCAAUGGGUCAGUAAUACAUUGGAUACAGAUGUUUUAUAGGCCUGCAUUGCUUCUUCAAAAUUAUGCUUUAAUGGGGGUGGGAACAGACGUUCAUGAACGUUUUUCUAUUCUAGGCUUUGGUCGACAGGAUUACGAGGACAUAUCUCAUCCGAUUCCACAAAAUUCCGAUUUUGCUGGAGUUUAA